AUGACUGCUGUUCAAUUUCUCUGCCUCCUCCUCUGUUUCUCCUUCACCCCUUCUCUGCAACACGUCAGCGAGUCUGAGCCGCUCAUGCGGUUCAAAAGCUCAGUGAAUAUAACCAAAGGGGACCUGAAUUCAUGGAGAACAGGAACCGAUCCUUGCAAUGGCAAAUGGUUUGGUAUCUACUGUCAAAAAGGUCAAACAGUCUCCGGUAUUCAUGUCACUAAGCUGGGUCUCUCUGGGAUCAUCCAUAUCGAGGAUCUAAAUGAUCUCCCAAACCUAAGAACAAUCAGGCUCGACAAUAACCUUCUUUCAGGCCCACUCCCUCCUUUCUUCAAGCUUCAUGGCCUGAGAUCCCUCUUGCUAUCAAACAACAGCUUCUCUGAAGAGAUUGCUGAUGAUUUCUUCAAGGAUAUGCAACAGCUCAAGCGGGUGUUUUUAGAUAACAACCGUUUUGCUGGGAAAAUUCCCGCGUCCGUGAUGCAACUCCCGGGCCUGGAGGAGCUUCACUUGCAAGGCAACCAGUUCUCUGGUGAGAUACCUUUGCUUACAGAUGGCAACAUGGUUUUGAAAUCUCUCGACCUCUCCAAUAAUAACCUGGAGGGAGAGAUCCCGAAGAGCAUUGCAGAAAGAAAGAAUCUACAGAUGAACUUCCAAGGGAACCAGAAGCUUUGUGGACAGCCGCUGAAUAUCAAAUGUGAUGAUAAACCAUCAUCACCAGGGAGAGACCCAAACGAGGUCACGGGGAAAGCCGUCUUUAUGGUCAUAUUUUUUCUUUUGAUAUUCUUGAUCUUGGUGGCAAUUAUAACAAGAUGGAAGAAGAAGAGGCAGUCCGAGUUCCGGAUGCUCGGCAAGGACCAUCUAAAUGACCGUGAAAGCGGGGAAGUCCGUUUGCCAGAGUCGGUAAAGAAGCCUGCUGAGUCAACCAAGAAGCGGAGUAACGCCGACGGUUCCUCUAAGAAAGGUUCAAAUCAUCAUGGGAAAGGUGGUCCUGGAGGAGGCGGCAUGGGAGACAUUAUAAUGGUGAACAGCGAGAAAGGCGCCUUUGGUUUACCUGAUCUCAUGAAGGCUGCAGCCGAAGUGCUGGGAAAUGGUAGUCUUGGAUCGGCUUAUAAGGCCGUAAUGGCUAACGGAUUAUCUGUGGUUGUUAAGAGGAUUAGGGAUAUGAACAAGCUCACACGUGACGCAUUUGAUGUCGAGCUACAACGGUUUGGGAAACUACGACAUCCUAACGUUCUUACCCCUUUAGCUUAUCACUAUCGUCGCGAAGAAAAGCUUGUCGUCUCCGAGUACAUGCCUAAAAGCAGUCUACUCUACGUUUUGCACGGAGAUCGAGGGAUUUAUCAUUCCGAGCUAACUUGGCCAACAAGGUUGAAGAUCAUACAAGGGGUCGCACGUGGGAUGCAGUUCCUGCACGAAGAGUUUGCGUCCUACGACCUUCCACAUGGAAAUCUUAAAUCCAGUAACGUUCUACUAAGUGAAACCUAUGAGCCAUUAAUCAGUGAUUACGCAUUCCUCCCGUUUCUUCAGCCUAACAACGCCUCACAGGCUUUAUUCGCUUUUAAAUCACCAGAGUUCGCUCAAAACCAGCAAGUUUCACCAAAAUCAGACGUCUAUUGCCUCGGAAUUAUCCUUCUUGAGGUCAUGACGGGGAAAUUUCCUUCGCAGUACCUAAACAAUGGUAAAGGCGGGACGGAUAUCGUUGAAUGGGUGCAAUCUUCAGUUGAGCAGCAUAAAGAAGAAGAACUUAUUGAUCCAGAGAUAGCAAGUAAUACUGAUUCGUUGCAACUAAUGGUGGAAUUGCUGCGGAUCGGGGCUGCUUGUAUUGCAAGUAAUCCAGAUGACAGAGAAACCAUGAAGGAAACUGUUACAAGGAUAGAAGGAAUAACGAUUUGA
Molecule: messenger RNA, 1890 nt
Organism: Brassica rapa (field mustard)
Lineage: Eukaryota; Viridiplantae; Streptophyta; Magnoliopsida; Brassicales; Brassicaceae
Product: pollen receptor-like kinase 3
Biological process (GO): protein phosphorylation
Molecular function (GO): ATP binding; protein binding; protein kinase activity
Source: RefSeq, a predicted model, not a curated record